Messenger RNA from Rana temporaria (common frog), 2895 nucleotides. Its product is annotated as kyphoscoliosis peptidase-like. Bases 20 to 2560 code for a protein of 846 amino acids. Lineage: Eukaryota; Metazoa; Chordata; Amphibia; Anura; Ranidae. The record is from RefSeq and is a predicted model, not a curated record. The transcript is spliced from 6 exons.
CCACAUCAAUGCUAUAAAGAUGGGUCGUGUUAACAGUCUUGGUCCUGAAAAUAGCCAGCCAAAACCUGCCACUGUGAAGAUCAUUUUGGCCAAACAUGACAACAACAACAACAGCUACAAGAAAUGUCUAAAGGUAUCUGAGGCCAAACAAGAUCAUGAACGUAUCAUGAAAGCUAAGGUCGAAUCUCACUUCUCCUCCAAGUCUCAAACUUUGGACAUCCAGAAUGGGAAUCCACAUGAGUUCCACGGAGCACAGACCGACAUUCAUGUUUCUACAAGAACAUCCCAUGAUGUGGUGACUGAGAAGAUGAUUGGGGUCCUAAAGGUUUCAAAUGUUAAAAGCAGAACAUUGUCAACUUCCAAGUCCAAAGGCCAGAAGGAGCUUUUCCAUUUCUGGUCAACCAAGGUUAAUGGUCAAGAAGAUCCCGAUCGAGAAAUAUCAACAGUUAAGCCAAGACUAAAGAGAGAGAACAAAAAUGAUACAGUAAAACAUUCAAGUGGCAGUCCAGCCCCAAGAUGUGAUGGUGAUACAAUAGUUCCUGCAAUGACAUCUCUGAAGAGGAAGAAGAGGGAUGAGAUUUUCUCUGCCGGUGCUGCAAGACAUAUUGACGAUCAUGUUAUUUCCAUGAGUAAUCAGACCACGUUGGAAAAGCUGUCUGUACAGGAAAUUGUUCAUAAAAUCACAGUUACAUCCAGAAACUGCUUAGAGAAAUUAAGAGCAAUAUGGAUCUGGCUUUGCCACAACAUCAGUUACGACAUUGAAGGAUUCCUUGGGCGCUCUCCAAAGCUAUACAGAGUAGAAGAUGUCCUGGAGUCCAGAAAAGGCGUGUGUGCCGGUUACGCAGGACUGUGCAAAGCAAUGUGCAGGGAAAUAGGUAUCCAGUGCUUGGAGAUCACAGGGUUUAGCCGCGGUGCAGAAAACAGCAACAAUGACUCCUUCCAUCGUACCAAGUCUAAUCAUAUGUGGAAUGCAGUGGAGUUGGCUGGACAGUGGUACCUACUAGAUGCCUGCUGGGGGGCUGGAACCGUCGACUUCGAGAAAGGGGUUUUCAUACCAAGCUAUGAUGAUUUCUUCUUCCUCACGGACCCUGAGGAUUUCAUCAACACUCAUUGGCCGGAUGACCCCAACUGGCAGUUGCUCCAAUCUGUGGUCUCGUUUGAAGAUUUCGAGCAGAGAAUCUUCAAAACGUCCGAGUUCUUCAGGCUUCGCCUCUUCACCAUCUCACCAAAUGUUUUCUACCUCUCAACAGAAAACGGUGAAGUUAAAGUGUCACUAGGCUGUGUAUCUCCACUGGAAUUUAGCUACAAGAUCUUCAAGCUUUUGAACAACAGCAGAAGUCAGGUGGACAAAUCCUUUGGGAUACUCACAGUCCAUGAAUCUAGCAUGACCCUACACUUUUAUCCGCCAUCAGCUGGCCAGUUUGAGCUGAUGGUAUUUGCAAAACCCAGUGAAGCCAAAGAUCCCUACAAGUGGGUUUGUUCCUACCAAAUUGAUUGCCCACAACCAAAACAUCCGCUUGGGCUGCCUGAAAACCCUUUUCAUUUUUGGGGGCUACAUCCGGGAUCAAAAGACUUGGGAGUAACCAAUUGUAGCCUCAGGGAAGACCUGAUUUUUGCAGAAAACGGUGGUUUGACUUUUACUUUUGAGACAUCCAGACCCCUGUUGGCCAUGUUCCAGCUAAUCCAACCAGAACUCUCGGAAACGUUCAGUAAGAAAUGUCUGGUUUCCCAAAGACAAGACAACCAACUGGGAUGCCAUCUUUUAUUACCUUUUUGGGGAUAUUACAGACUGUCUUUAUUUGUGAAAGGCCAGGAAGGAGACAACUUCCAAAAUGCCGCCAACAUGUUCAUCAACUGCAAGAAUCCAAUUAACCACAAUGAACUGUUCCCGCCCAACCUCAGCGUUCACUGCGGCCCUGGAACCAACUCUAAGCAAAAUGGUCUCACCAGCCCCAGUCAUGUUUGUCCCAUUAUAAACACAACUACCGGGAAGUGCAACAUCACCUUCCAUACCCUGUGGGACUUGGAGAUUUUGACUUCUCUGGAAAAUAAUAGACCCAAUAACAGUUUGCAUUCCUUGGACCGAUACUGUUUCAUAACACACCUAGAACAUAAGAUAAGUCUGACUGUCCAUCUGCCAGAGUCAGGACAUUAUAAGCUCAGCAUUUUUACAAAAAGGAAGGAAAACGAGGAUUAUUGCCACGCCUGUGAUUAUGUCAUUCAAUGUGCGUCCACUAAUCGCUUACUCCCUUUCCCCAAAGUUUACAACGCUUGGGGUCAUGGCUGUAUCUUACUGCAGCCAAGAUACGGACUCCUCCAUGCGGAAAGUUGGGAGAACUUUAGAUUGAAGAUCCCUGGAGCUUGUAAGGUUCUUGUUAUCGGGCCUGUAAAGACAGAACUGACGCUGACAAAAAAUAAGAUCUGGGAGGGGAAGGUUUUCACUGGCACUCCAGGGACACUCCUAAAAAUAGCAGUGAAGUUCACACCAAAUGCCACCACAAUGGACAUUGUGAUGUCAUUUAAGACCCAGAUUAUAUUAGACAAUGAGUCCUCAGGGUAAGAAAUAAAAGCAUGUGUCUAUUAUUCAUGAGGACUAAAUGGAUGGUAUUGAACUUUGUAGUGCUAAGGUGCUGGGUUAGGUUCUUCUCAAGGGCACUAACUGCAUGGAGUUUGUAUGAUGUUUUUGUGUGCGUCCUGUUUCUUUUUUUACCUCAGAGAAUAGGUAAGGGAACUCCCCCCCGCAGCUUGGUCAGUCCUUUUCUCCACCCCCUACCCACCCCUGAGCACCAUCGCUUGCUUCCAACCUCUAGCCACCUCCCAGUUACCAACCCAUCAAUAUAGGGUGACCAGACAUCCCAGGUUUCCGGUGACAGUCCACGGAUUGAGGACACUGUG